AUGGCCUUGCUUAAGAUGGCCUUGCUUAAGAUGGCCUUGCUUAAGAUGGCCUUGCUUAAGAUGGCCUUGCUUAAGAUGCCCUUGCUUAAGAUGGCCUUGAUUAAGAUGCCCUUGCUUAAGAUGGCCUUGCUUAAGAUGCCCUUGCUUAAGAUGGCCUUGCUUAAGAUGGCCCUGCUUAAGAUGGCCUUGCUUAAGAUGGCCUUGCUUAAGAUGGCCUUGCUUAAGAUGGCCCUGCUUAAGAUGGCCUUGCUUAAGAUGGCCUUGCUUAAGAUGGCCUUGCUUAAGAUGGCCUUGCUUAAGAUGGCCUUGCUUAAGAUGCCCUUGCUUAAGAUGGCCUUGAUUAAGAUGCCCUUGCUUAAGAUGGCCUUGCUUAAGAUGCCCUUGCUUAAGAUGGCCUUGCUUAAGAUGGCCCUGCUUAAGAUGGCCUUGCUUAAGAUGGCCUUGCUUAAGAUGGCCUUGCUUAAGAUGUCCUGGCUUAAGAUGGCCUGGCUUAAGAUGGCCUUGCCUAAGAUGGCCUUGUUUAAGAUGCCCUUGCUUAAGAUGGCCUUGCUUAAGAUGGCCUUGCUUAAGAUGGCCUUGCUUAAGAUGGCCUUGCUUAAGAUGACCUUGCUUAAGAUGGCCUUGUUUAAGAUGACCUUGCUUAAGAUUGGCCUUGCUUAA
Procambarus clarkii (red swamp crayfish) is the source of this 660-nucleotide messenger RNA. RefSeq lists its product as uncharacterized. Lineage: Eukaryota; Metazoa; Arthropoda; Malacostraca; Decapoda; Cambaridae. The record is from RefSeq and is a predicted model, not a curated record.